GUUUUCGAUAAAAAUGGCCGAGGAGCUCCGAAUGCGUUUUGCGUUCAUUUCCGGAUCCGUACAGUAUUACUGAAAACGAAAGUAGUCCUGAAAACAGAACAAAAAUGUUGUAAUACUACCCACGAUAUCAAGUAUGGCGGAACAGGACGUAGAAGGGGAAAUAAGUGGGGGUGACAUUGAAGAGGGCGUCAACGUGAUAAACUAUGUCCGAGGAAUCAUUGCUUCACAAAACAAAGAACAUUUUGACAAAAUCGUCAAAGCAGUUGCAAAAGAAGCUACGCAAGAAAGACGAUACAAACAUCUGACGGAACUUAUGAAAAGUUUUGUCAAUGUGGUUGCUUUGAACCUUGGGUUAGGUCUUAAAGAUAAAAAGCAAGUUAUACGCGUAUUUCUGCGAAUGUGGAAUACACCAGAGCUCGCUUCUCUGAUAAUGAAAAACGUUUAUGACGAAGACAACGAUGAAAUGGACGAAGACAACGUUCCUUCUGAAGUGCAUGAGCAAGGUAAAGAUGCUGUCGAUCUGUAUGUUAAAGCCCUCCGCGAUGGAAAGGAGAAGAUAAAUAGAAUCCGUCUGAUGGUUGUUGGAAUGUACCAUGUUGGCAAGACAUCACUCGUAAACAACCUUAUCAAAGAUUUUCGAGGUAAAAGACCGCCAAACUAUCCAGACGGAGAACAAUACCCCCCAAGCACCGAGGGCAUUGAAAUGCAUCGUUGCAGGAUAAAUAAUAAAGGCGAUUGGGUGCUUGACAAACAAGAACCAAAACUCGAGAAACGUAUUGAAGUGGUUGUUGAAAGCUUAUUUUCCAGUAACGAAACUUUAAAAGGCGAACCGAUGGACGUAGGUCAGCCCGACCAACGAACUACAUAUGAACGACAUGAAGAAAUAAUACCAGAGCCAAAUGAUGCUGGAUUUAUCACAGAACAUGAAGUCAAGAAAAACAUUGAAAGAAAUUGGCCUUUACAUCAACCCUACCUUGAUGUCAUAGAUAAAAGAGAGAACAACAAGCAAAAACAAAAGGAAUUGCCCUUGGAAGAGGAAUUCGAUUCUGAAAAAAAAUAUGUAUACAUUUGGGAUUUUGCUGGGCAGAAUAUUUACUACACAACACAUCACUUCUUCCUCAACAAAAGAUCAAUUUAUCUGCUAUUGAUGGACAUGACAAAGGACCUGGACAGUCGUGUAGAAGAAAGUGAUGAUUUCUCGGGCUUGAUGCAUAAAGGGUUUACCUGCUUGGACGCAUUUAAAUUCUGGCUGAAUUCUAUACAUUUGUACAGCUCGAUGCAAGAUCAAGGAGAGGUCGAACCAACAGUUAUAUUGGUUGGAACUCGAAAGGAUAAAAUGAAUUGCAAAGAGGAUGAAAAAGAACAACGGAAAGAUGAACUAUUUGAGAAAGCUCUAGAGUCGUUUAAAGAAACGCCAGCUAUACUGGCACAUAUCCACAGACGAAAAUUUCUUAUUAACAAUCUAGACAGCAACAGCGAGGAUAUACAGAAAUUGCAAACAGAGAUCAAAGAGUUAACAGAAAAGCAAACGUCGUGGGAAGAAACAAUUCCCGCAAAAUGGAUUCAAAUAGAACAAGCUCUAAAUAAAAUGCGCGAUGAUAAAAUGGAACUGGUAUAUAUGAAAGAUGUGGAAGAGGCAUCCAAACAGAAUGCAGUGCAUAUAGAUAAAGAAGGACUUGAGCUUUUUCUAGGCACCCAACACAUGCUUGGAAACAUUUUGUACUUCAAUGAACCGACGAUGAAGGAUUCGAUCAUACUUUCUCCAGAGUGGCUAAUCGAUGUUUUCAAAUGCUUCAUUUCCCACAUCAGCAACAAGAGCGUCCGGAAUACAGCAGAGUGGGCUGAUUAUAAAGAGUUUGCUAUACUGCAUCCAGCUGUACUGAAUGAAAUCUUUGAAAACAGUCAAGUCAAGAUAAACCAGCAUAGAGAUGAUGUUCUUAAGUACAUGGAAUAUUUGGACAUCAUGGCCAAACCGUUUUCGUUUGAGCAGAUUCCUGAACAAGAUUGUAUGGAUGCCUAUUCAGAAGUGGAUAACCUUGCGGGUGCCAAAGAGGUUUUCAUUCAUAGCGAUUUGAAUACGAAAAUAAAGGGCUGUUAUAUUGUCCCAUGCAGGCUUCAAGCAAAGCCAGAAAACCGCCAGAAGCUUGUCUGUCGUGAAGGGAGAAACACUCCCGUAUUGUGCUUUCGUUUUAAAGAUAAGUUUAUGCCACCAGCUUUCUUUCACCGAUUGUUAGCCAUCUGUAUUCAGUCGUAUGAAGUAACGAGAGAGGGGGGUAGGUUUCUGCUAUUCAAUGGCCUUGCUGUGUUCAAUGUAAGCGAUUCCGCUGUUUUGACAAUCUGGUACGAAGAAUACGUGAUAUACAGUAGAAUGACAUUUAUUGCCACUACCAUCGAAAGUACACUGUGUACGCAAAUCAGGCACCGAUUGCACAAAGAAUUGAUGGCAAUCCUCGGACUUUUACCACGCUCCGAGAAAAUCGCCAUGUCGAAACCAUUUGAAGAGUUUAUCCAGUGUCCCAAUGUUUCAGAGCACAACAAAGGUCUUUUGCGAGUGAGUCAAUUUAUAUACGACAAGAGCAUAACUUGCUCAGGGUGUUCCACUUUGCAUCAAAUUGACAGAAAAAUCGCUUUAAACGAAUGGUAUAAAGAAACGUACAACCUGUUACAAGAGGAGGAGUGGAGGCAGCUUGAACGAGUGCCAAGCGAAAGGGAAUUGGUGAAAAUGUCAGAAGAAAUUGGGAAAGAUUGUUGGCUUUUCGGCAUUGAGAUUGGGAUUCCGUAUGUGGACAUGCAAAAUCUGCGAUCACAACAAGAUUGUAAAGACAAUAAUAAAACCUUCAUUUUCAUGUACCUCAUGAAGUGGAAAAAUGAUGUUGAAAAGAAAGGGCACAAACCCACGAUGGCUUUUCUUAGAAAGGCCCAUUUGGCUGUUCGAAACUAAUAAACACAAUUAAGUAGUGUCGAGGUCCCCCUCAGCUUACCCGGCGGAACAUGGAAGGAUACUUCGUGCGAAUAUGAAAAGCUGCCUUGUACAAAUAUAUUAUAAAGUUCAAAAUUUAUGACAAUCGACUUUAAUUGUAUAGUAGAAAUGUACUUUAGUUGUCUAACGUGUAACUAUAAGUACAUGUAUCAACUCUGAGCUCUGAGUAUAUGAACAAACGCAUGAAAAAAGUCGAAGGUAGCAAAUGUUCAAAUAUGUGUUAAAUAGUGUUAAUAGUUUAAUUCCUUUUUAUCUGAAAAAAAAACAACAAUCACGCUUUUAAGAAGUAUAAGACAACGUGAUAGUCUUUAUGCUGAAUUAAUGUAUUUGAAGUGAUUUUUUUUAUAAACAUAUGCCUGUCGGGUUCACACGAGAUCUGCGUGAGUGUAUUCGGCACAACUGCUUUCUUCGUUGCACUUAUUUGCACAACUUAUCGCCCAUGGUGGAAUGUCAAGAUCACACCCACAAUGUCAAAAUAUCUGGCCCCAAUAUCACGAAAAAACUGAAGUCAAAUCUCAAUCUCUACUCAUUUUUCCACAUUGCAGUGUUACAUUAUUAUGUGUUACUGUUUUAAGCUCUUUCUCUUGUGCAUUACGUUGAUUAAAAUCAUUGCUCAAUAUUCUUUAAAUAUUUUUUUAUCUAUAUAGCACAAAGUGUACUUGUGUAAAACUCAAAAAUAAUAAAUUUGACUCAAGUACAGUUUUUGCUCUCAAAUAUUUUAAAUAUAUGCAAAGCUGUUCUGAGAUCAAAUGAGACUGAGAUUGAGAUUUGACUUAAGUAUUUUUGUGAUAUUGGGGUCAUGAAUCAUGCAAAAAUGGAUGAAAGUAGGUCAUAAAACUAGUUCUAAAUGGUGUAGGCUUAUGUACAACAUGUUUAGAAACGUUACUGUUAUAGGUCUGUAGUAGCAUAAUAUUACCGUGACAAAAAUGUGUGUGCGUGCGUGGGUGCGCGAUUGUGUGACCGAUGCAAGACCAUGAGGCUCCAGCUUGAAGUUCAAGGUCACACACUAAUGACAGAUAUGAAUAUAACGUAGUGUUGAACAUAGGGUACAGACAAGUGUGAGUUCAACUGAAUUUGGUAUACAUCACCAUAAAGAACUAUAAUAAGAACUCUAUGUUCUAAAUCAGCCACUAUACAUGUAUGCUCAUGAUGCGAUUCAAAUAUAAGUGGUCGUAUCUUUGCUGUUAUUUGUAUGCCAGAAGUCAAUUUCAAUGUUUCAUUGUAUCCCAUUUGUUUCACAGACAUGUUCAAAUUUGCAUUUCUAAACUAGUAUGUUAUGUAUUAUGUGUUUUAUAAUUGUCUUCAACGGUUGGAAUAAUGAUUGCAGUGGUUAUUUUGCGGUUAGUUAUUUAAGUUCAGUAUUUUGAAGAUUUUUAUCUUAUAACUAAGGUGGCAUAGAGGUGCCAUACGUGUUAUAUUUUAUCUCAUUGACACGACUUACGUAUAUUGUAAAACCACUUUGGAACUCAUUUAAACAACUUUGUAAAUCGUUUUUAGACUACUGACGUACCUCGUUUAAAUGAGCAAAUAUUUCAGCACAUAUGUAUAAAUAUACAAAAGUGUUGGGCCACAAGUUAUUACAACGUUAGAAAUCGGCCCUCCCCGUAUCUCGUUAAAACGACUUAGUAAAUCUUUGAAACAAUUUGGUAUCCUUUAAAACGACAUGCGUAUCUCGUUAAAGCAAUUGUUUUCUUGUUUAAAUGACGAGCGUAUGUAGUUAAAACGACAUGCGUAUCUCGUUAAAGCAAUUGUUUUCUUGUUUAAAUGACGUGUGUAUGUAGUUAAAACGACAUGCGUAUCUCGUUAAAGCAAUUUUUAUCUCGUUUAAACGACUUGCGUAUGUAGAUAAAACGAUUGACAUAUCUCAUUAUGGCCAAUCGGAAUCGCAUGAUAAUACUCGCGACCAGGCAUUAUGCGACCAGGCAUUAAGCGCGGUAAAUGGGCGAUUAUGUCGUUUAAACAAGAUAUGGAAGGCGUUUAAAAAGAUACUUAGUGGUUUAACAGUAUACUUAGGCUGUUCAAAUCGUCAGUUUAAGUCGAUUUAACGAGAAACUCAAGUUGUUCGCAUACAAUACACAAGUCGUUUUAACGAAUUACAGUCGUUUUAACGCGAAACAUUUUCGGUCAUUUUAACGAGAUAAGUAAACCCCACAUGUCACCAUUCUUUUUAUAUUGGUCAUCUAACAAUGAUUAUACAUUUCAUUUGUCUAGUAUCAGUGUUUAUGGGUAUGGGUUGUGCAAAAAUAAAAGGGGAGCCCCGGCACGGCGGCGUCCCCGGUGCCCGGCGCGAGCGCGCUGAUGAUCGUAGCGCGCGCAAACUCGGGUCGGUUCGGCCGCCGCGCGGAGCUCCCAAUUUUCAACUUUCCAAAGACCCAUUCAGCUACAACCUGUUUUGUGAAAUCGAACAACUGAUAUGCUCGAGCGGUUGGCGGCCGUUUUAUUAGCGCUGCAUUGUGUGACCUUGCCGCCCAGUGCGUCACUUGAACUUCUCACAUGGCCAGUCGACUUCACGACUUUUUAUUGUUUUCAAGUACUUUAGAAAAUGCCUUUCAGAUCAUUGCUAUUUAGCGGAACAUGUAGACUCAUGGGUGUUAAGGUUUUCAAACAUUUGACACCGUGACCAUCUUUUUGAACAAAUAUCACCCAUAUGAUCUUUAUGACCGCAUAACGACCUGUAAACUUUCUAUAUUGGACGAGUGAUUAUUCUUAUGAAGUUAAUGCAAAUCAAAGCAAGAUUGUUUGUAUUAUUAUUUAUUUUCACAUUAUUUAUGUACAUACUAACUAAGAUGUUUGCACAUAAUCGGAAUAAAAACUCUGACAUCAUG
Molecule: messenger RNA, 5805 nt
Organism: Mya arenaria
Lineage: Eukaryota; Metazoa; Mollusca; Bivalvia; Myida; Myidae
Exons: 3
Coding region: 134-2941 (935 amino acids)
Source: RefSeq, a predicted model, not a curated record